CUCAAAACUCUUCAAGUCCCGGAAGUGAAAGUAUUGUCGAAUGUGCACCGGGACUCGAACCCCAAACCCUUUAACACCCCGAGACGGUAUUUUCUCCACAGCAUGGACACCUUAAACAAACUGAAACAAUUUGAUGCGUAUCCCAAAACCCUAGAAGACUUCAGGAUCAAAACGUGGGGCGGCGCGACUGUGACCAUCGUGAGCGGUCUAAUAAUGUUGAUCUUGUUCUUCUCUGAACUGCAGUACUACCUGACCAAAGAGGUUCAUCCUGAACUGUACGUCGACACAUCGCGAGGAGACAAACUGAAGAUCAACAUCGACGUCAUCUUUCCUCACAUGCCCUGUGCCUACCUCAGUAUAGAUGCAAUGGAUGUUGCUGGGGAGCAGCAGCUGGAUGUAGAACACAACCUCUUCAAGCGCCGUCUGGACAAAGACCUCAAAGCCGUCACCACGGAGGCAGAGAAACACGAGCUGGGUGGCGAUGAUGAAGGUGUGACCUUUGACCCCAGUAAGUUGGAUCCGGAAAGAUGUGAAAGCUGCUACGGGGCCGAGACUGAAGACCUCAAGUGCUGCAACAGCUGUGAUGACGUGCGUGAGGCGUACCGGCGGCGUGGCUGGGCCUUCAAGAACGCCGACACCAUCGAGCAGUGUCGGCGCGAGGGCUUCACCCAGAAGAUGGCGGAGCAGAAGAACGAGGGUUGCCAGGUGUAUGGCUUCCUGGAAGUCAACAAGGUUGCAGGAAACUUUCAUUUUGCUCCUGGCAAGAGUUUCCAGCAGUCUCAUGUCCACGUGCACGCUGUGGAAAUUCACGACCUGCAGAGCUUCGGACUGGACAACAUCAACAUGACCCACAUGAUCAAGCACCUGUCAUUCGGUAAGGACUACCCAGGUAUCGUCAACCCUCUGGAUGGUACAGACGUCACGGCACCCCAAGCGUCGAUGAUGUACCAGUACUUUGUUAAAAUAGUCCCGACUAUUUACAUGAAGGCAGAGGGAGAGGUGGUUAAAACCAAUCAGUUCUCAGUGACCAGACAUGAGAAAGUGGCCAACGGUCUCAUUGGCGACCAAGGGCUGCCAGGUGUCUUUGUUUUGUAUGAGCUGUCCCCCAUGAUGGUGAAGUUCACAGAGAAGCACAGGUCGUUCACUCAUUUCUUAACAGGCGUGUGUGCCAUCAUCGGAGGAGUGUUUACAGUUGCAGGGCUGAUAGACUCUCUCAUCUACCACUCGGCGAAGGCCAUCCAGAAGAAGAUAGAGCUGGGGAAGGCCUCCUAGCAGAGACCCCCACAGCUCCCUCAGCCCCCGCAACACACGCACAGGACACCGCCACCCAGACGGACAGACACGGAGACUGAUGGACAGACAGGCUGAGGGGGUAGACAGACAGACGGACAUGCAGGUGGAGGGGGUUGACAGACAGACGGACAGACAUGCAAGCGUGGGUAGAUGGACGGGUGGGAGGGGGUGGAGGGGGGGGGGCCUGGGCAGUCUGUUUUCAGAGAGGGGGAGAAUGCAGGUGAAGAAUGUAUCAAGGCUUGCGGCACACCAGCACAACGUUGACAUCCUGUUAACAUGACUACUUCCUGUCUACUUCCUGGUGCCCCCUGUUGUUGUACUGGUUCUGUGACAUGGCUGCUCAGCGCUGCCCAACACUGGGUUUGAUUCAGCAGGUCUGGGUUAGGUGAAGCAGGUCUGUGUUGGAUGGUGACGGUCGUGGUUAGAUGGUGCAGGUCUGGGUUAGAUAAAGGAGGUCUGGGAAUCAGUAAACAGCUUUAAUUCGAUUAUUGGAGUCUGGGUUUGCUUGAUAAUAUCUGGGCUUGAUGGAUAAGGCCUUGGUUUGAGGGAUACAGUCUUGGUUCAUUGGCGACUGUGUUUUACAAUAUCUCUGAUUGUAUUAUACAUUGACAAGGUUGAGACGUUAACAUGUGGCAUUCAACUAACAUCAAAUAGCCUACCUUCUUAUUCAAUAUCAAAAAAUAUUUGUCCCAAACUAAAGACAUGUAUUCAAACUCAAACAAGGCCAUUAUCCAUCAUCAAAGACCCUUCUCCAACAUCAAAUACCAUCAUUUUUUUAUUCAAAACAUUUGUCCAACAUAAAAGGCCAUUAUCCAUCAUCAGAGACCUUUAUCCAACAUCAGUCACAUUUUAAUUGUAUACCUAAAAUACGACCGCAGCCCUGCCUCUUAGAGUUGUCACAUGACCAAAAAUUCUCAUAGCCAAUCAUAAAGGUGCUUGCACACCGCCGCGUGGCAACUUAUCACCGCCUCUGCCGGAGGGUUCAGCGCGGCGGUGUGAAGGGCCAGGCUUUUUCAAAAGCGCGCUGCUGCAGUUGCUGCCGCCGGAAGUUUCAACACGGGGAAAGCUGAGCGGUAGGGCAGAAUCUGUGCGCGUUCACGCGGGCGGCAACCGCUGCCUGGUUUUCAGCCGCAUUUGUAACCGCCUCCGCUCUGCCGCCCUUCCCUCAUUGAAAUGAAUGGAGCCGGUGAGUUGGCGCGCGGCGGUGUGAAAGCAGCUAAGAAUGGUUCAAACUUUUUUCCAAUCCACCCUCUACGCAACAUUUUUUUUUGAAUUGAUUAGGAUUUUCCAAUAUUGAAUCAUGACAAGGUGGUGGGAAAUUUUUGAUUUAUGGCCAAACUUAUUUUUUUCUGUAAAAGGCUGAAGAGAUAGGCCCUAUCUGCCCUAUUGGUAACCUGGUCAGUGCACCUUUUAACGACAUCAUGCCAGGCGGUGUGUGUGUUUGAAAGAUUGUGUGUGCUUGUGGGUGUGCUUGUGUGUUUGAAAGAUUGUGUGUAUGAGAUUUAUUUAUAAUUUGAUUGUCGUCUGUUUUUAAAAUUCUAAAUAAAAAAAUGUUGAAUACACCA
Messenger RNA from Gadus macrocephalus (Pacific cod), 2858 nucleotides. It is a transcript of the gene ergic3, whose product is annotated as ERGIC and golgi 3. Bases 103 to 1272 code for a protein of 389 amino acids. The record is from RefSeq and is a predicted model, not a curated record. Gene Ontology annotation, biological process: retrograde vesicle-mediated transport, Golgi to endoplasmic reticulum; endoplasmic reticulum to Golgi vesicle-mediated transport. NCBI's taxonomy places the organism in Eukaryota, Metazoa, Chordata, Actinopteri, Gadiformes, Gadidae. Gene Ontology annotation, cellular component: Golgi membrane; endoplasmic reticulum; COPII-coated ER to Golgi transport vesicle. The transcript has 14 exons.